AUGCGGAUCGUCAUUCUGCUAGCUCUCUUUGCCUUGGGCUGCUUGGCAGCUGACCAUGAAAAAAGUCUCCAGUUCGAUGUUGUCUUCUUGAUUGAUGGAUCUCAGACUGCCAGACCGGUAUUUGACAAUGUAUGGUUUUGUUCUGAUUCAAUCAGUCUUAUCGAAGGUUUUCAGUUCACCAACUUUGUUGGUGAUCUCAUGGCUCCAUACAAUGUUAGCAUGAGUGGCGCUCGCAUCGGAAUCAUCGUCGUUGCUGCAGAUCUUGAUGACCAACCGCCACCAGCUGCUAAUUUGAACUAUAUUCCUGCUUAA
Molecule: messenger RNA, 312 nt
Organism: Caenorhabditis briggsae
Lineage: Eukaryota; Metazoa; Nematoda; Chromadorea; Rhabditida; Rhabditidae
Exons: 1
Coding region: 1-312 (103 amino acids)
Source: RefSeq, a predicted model, not a curated record